Pungitius pungitius (ninespine stickleback) is the source of this 4196-nucleotide messenger RNA. RefSeq names its product terminal nucleotidyltransferase 5A-like. Gene Ontology annotation, molecular function: poly(A) RNA polymerase activity; RNA binding. The record is from RefSeq and is a predicted model, not a curated record. The coding region runs from base 606 to 1832 and encodes 408 amino acids. Gene Ontology annotation, biological process: mRNA stabilization. The transcript is spliced from 2 exons. NCBI's taxonomy places the organism in Eukaryota, Metazoa, Chordata, Actinopteri, Perciformes, Gasterosteidae.
CUGUGGAGUGGGACCUCUGGGGCACCACGCAGUACCAACGAGCAACAAUCGGCCAAAAUGUAAAGGAAAAGACGCCUUACACCACUUUCUGAAAGUAGGUGUGUUGUGGGAAAGUGUUGCGGUGACUUUAAACGAGUGCGUAAAGUUGACGUUACGCAGCAGGGACGCGCAAUAACCUGUGCGUAAAAGUCAGUCAAAGUGGACAGAAGUUACAUUUGACAGAUGCAACCUCUCCGCUGGCGGCGAUGGACGGGUCGUUGAGCCUCCGUGACGUUUCGACGAGCUGACGCAGUGAGGAACAAUCGUUUCGACGCGCACGGUCCAUGUCUGGAGUUUGGCGACCGCGCAGCAGCGGAGUGGAGCGCGCAGCGGGGCAGCGGCUGCUUGGCAGCGACGAAGCCUGACGCCUGGGAAGCUAAUAAAUACAAUUUGUCUGGACCGCAGCCUGUGUGUUAGAAGUAGUACAAGCAAACUAGUUCUUCCGCGUCCCGCACAUUGUUGUAAUGACAGACGUCGGCUCCGAGCGUUCAAUUCUUCACAAAGUCGCAGCUGGCUGAGUUCGUGAAACGUUUUUUUUUACGCCGUUCCGUCUACCUCCUCGCAACAUGGACGGGAGUGCAGACAGCUGCCCGGACGGGGAGAGCAUCAACCUCAGCGUGCUCAACUGGGAGCAAGUGCAGCGGCUGGACGCCAUCCUCACCGGCUCCAUCCCCAUCCACGGCCGCUGGAGCUUCCCCACGCUGGAGGUGAAGCCCAGAGACAUCGUCAACGUGGUCCGCAGCCGCAUGGAGGAGAAGCGGAUACACGUCCGCGAGGUGCGACUGAACGGCUCCGCCGCCAGCUACGUGCUGCAUGAGGACAGCGGGCUGGGGUGGAAAGAUCUGGACUUGAUAUUCUGCGCCGAUCUCAAAGGAGAGAUGGAGUUUCAGAUCGUCAAAGACAUCGUUCUGGACUCGCUUCUGGACUUCUUGCCAGAGGGGGUGAACAAGGAGAAGAUCACGCCGGUCACCUUAAAGGAGGCUUACGUGCAAAAGAUGGUGAAAGUGUGCAACGACUCGGACCGCUGGAGCCUCAUCUCCCUCUCCAACAACCGCGGCAAGAACGUGGAGCUCAAGUUCGUGGACUCCCUCCGCCGCCAGUUUGAGUUCAGCGUGGACUCCUUCCAGAUCCGCCUGGACUCGCUCCUGCUCUUCUACGAUUGCUCGGAGCACCCCAUGGCCGCCACCUUCCACCCCACCAUCCUCGGGGAGAGCGUCUACGGCGACUUCCCCACCGCCCUCGACCACCUGCGCAAGCGGCUCAUCUGCACCAGGAGCCCCGAGGAGAUCCGAGGCGGGGGUCUGCUGAAGUACUGCCACCUGCUGGUGCGGGGCUUCCGCGCGGCCUCCGACGCCGAGAUGAAGCUGCUGCAGCGCUACAUGUGCUCGCGCUUCUUCAUCGACUUCCCCGACGUGAGCGAGCAGCGGCGGAAGCUGGAGUCCUACCUGCAGAACCACUUUGUGGACCUGGAGGACCGGAAGUACGACUACCUGGCCACGCUGUACGAGGUGGUGCAGGAGAGCACGGUGUGCCUGAUGGGCCACGAGAGGCGCCAGACGCUUGGCCUCAUCUCCUCGCUGGCGCUGCGGGUCUUGGCCGAGCAGAACGCCAUCCCCAACGCCGCCAACGUCACCUGCUUCUACCAGCCGGCUCCUUAUGUCUCGGACGGGAACUUCAGCAACUAUUACGUGGCGCAGGUUCAGCCCAUCUACCCAUUUCCUCCCUCCUUUCCCCAGCAUUACAUCCCUCCUCAUCACCAUCCCAUGUACGGCACCUGGUUACCCUGUAACUAAGCUCGCUAUGCUUUUGGGUAAACGGUGGAAUCUUUAUUUAAAAAAAAAAAAAAACGGAUGGAUGGCGAUCCUCGCAUCUUGAUCCGGUAAAUCGAGGGAAACGAGAUGAGCAAAAAUUGGACAGACAAAAGAAGAGAACGGGAAGGGGAGGGAAAUGGAGGGGCGAGGGAUCUGGAUCGAAGGCGGCGAGCCAGAGAGAGGCUUUCGCAGGGGUUAGGGUGCCAACGGCAGGAGGAGCUAAGCCCACUGGGAGAGCCGCCAGCAAUGGAGGCCCCCCCCCCCCGACCCAUCACUUUUGGGGGGAGUUCUCUCCUCGAUUGGGUAGACCGGCAGCAGCCUGCGCGUGAUGCUUUUGUUCCUCUCGCACCGUCGCGAGAAACGAAAAACAGACUCACACGCGGCCCGCAGAGGCGGAGGCGUCGCCCUCGUGGUCGAACCUGCGGCGGAGCUUCCGAACCUCGCCGGCGCGCGCAGACAAUGCGAAAGCGAGGAAUUGGGUACCGUUUACGAAGCCCAAAGAUUCACGUUGGAUUUUCAACUUUAUCCGAAUUCUGCGACUCACAAAACAACAAAACAAUGCACGCUUUAUUUCUUUUAAGUGCCUGAGUUGAAGCCUGAAAGGGAAGAGAUAUUUUGGUGAUUCUUUAUCUGUUGGGCUGCCUAAUUGCUUUUCAUGGAGGGAAUGAAUGUACAGCAGAACAAGAGAGGUCUCCUUCGCAGAGGCAGGUUUUUAGAUCAACAGAUUUUUAGAUGUUUAGCCAAAGACUCCGCUCUUAUCUGCAAUCCCGCUCGAAGAACACACAUCCUGAUUACCAAAGAGGAAGCCGCGACGUAAUCUCAUCAUCUGUAGAGAAAGGGGGGAGGGGGAGGGGGGGGAUGUUGGAUCAAAAAUGCUUAUAAGAUGGUAAUCGUGAGAGAGAUAUAUGAAGGACUACUUCAUUUCAAAACGUUGUCAUGUGCAAUCUAUUUCAAAAUGGUCUUGUAAAACUCUGAUGCAUUUUAAUCUGAAAUCUACAACUCACACUAACUUAAAGGUGCCCUGUGAAGUUUUGAUUUAAAAAAAAAAAAAAAAAGGUUUGUUUACAUUUUGUAUCACCUAAACGCAUUGUGCGUUUCGUUUAAUACUUUUAAUACUACAAAAGUGUAAAGUGCACUUUCCUCCCCUUGCAAAGCCGACUCUUGGACUAUUUCAAACGUAGUUGGCUUCUUCUUCACUGCCUUUUAUGACAGUAUGAGUCAUCCAUUAAAUACUGUAAAAUGGAUGGGAGGAUAUAAAUAGUUCAAAAAAUAUAUCUAGAUUAUUUCUUUUUUUUUGGAAUUGCUCCGUAAGCGCUAAUAGUGGCCAAAAACUUUGCAGGGCUACUUUAACUUUUAAACACAUGAAGAAAAAAGAAGCAGUGUGUUUGAAAUGCAUUCUGAAAGUCUUUACUCAAAUCACACUGGAACAUCAUCAACCAUUUUUCAACAUAAUUUGUACGCAGUUAAUGAAAUACGGCCACACGCUGUCUGCACAUGUAAACGCAUGUACACUUUGCAGAGUUAGAGAUCUGAGAAUCAUUUUACAGAAAGUGUGCUGCGUGAAGACUAAAUAGUUUCAAUAAAAUUGAAUAAUUUAGAACGUGUGUAAAUUUGGGCUGCACGAGCAAAUCUUGGCUGUUGAACUGUCAUUUCAGUUAUUUCUUUUUUUUUUUAAAUGUACAUAACUGUAACUAACAAUGAGGGAAGAAUGCAGAAAACGGAUAAAGAUCACCACAUGGAUGUUUGAAGGGCCCGAGCGUGGAAGCAAACAGGUUUAUACACAAGUGCAAGACUUCCAGCGAGCGCUCCCCAACGUCCUCAGAUGUCCUAUUUUUCUACCAAUCUCUAUUUUUGUACAGUUUUCUCUUUUCGCUGAUGUAGCAGGGCAGAUUCGAAAAGGUGUGUAGCCGAGUGUUUUGUGACGUCUGUGUCGGCAAAUUUGUGAUUUACUCUGGCUGCUAAAAGGGGGGGCGGCGCGGGUGGACACGGCGGCUACGCUGAGAUGCUUGUGUUCAGGGCCGGGUCUAGACAGGCAUGUAUGAGGGGUCAGCCACAAAUCUUGAGGGGGCAUUGUGCGGGAUUUAGUUAGCGUGGGAUUUAGUUUGAGGGGGCACAACAUUUAUUUGAGGGGGCCAGGCCCCCUCUUGCCCCUGCCUAGACCCGGCCCUGCUUGUGUUCAUUGUGUGCGUGCGCCGAGCUGUUUCCAAUGGGUUUCAUGUUGCUCCAAAGAGAUUGUUUCACUGUUGUACUUGUUUUUAACCGCUUGUCCCAUUUGGACAGUGAAAAUAAUGAUCUGAUCAAUUGUGUCAAACUUGAGAAUUAAAAAAGGUAAAAAAAAAAAAAAAA